Molecule: messenger RNA, 4964 nt
Organism: Nanorana parkeri
Lineage: Eukaryota; Metazoa; Chordata; Amphibia; Anura; Dicroglossidae
Gene: LRPPRC
Product: leucine rich pentatricopeptide repeat containing
Exons: 35
Coding region: 73-4605 (1510 amino acids)
Molecular function (GO): protein binding
Source: RefSeq, a predicted model, not a curated record
CCAUCUCGCGUGGACUGACUGCUGUGUGAUCACGUGUUCCCACUGCCCUUGGCCGCGUGAGUUGUGAUCAUCAUGGCUGCUAUGUUAGCAGGAGCCCGGCUUGUCCUUCGCCAGGGACUGCGCUUCCUCCCGGCUUAUAGAGUGCGGCCGGCGGCUGUGCCAGUCAGAUGUCUCAGUAGCUCAGCAAGGUUUCUUACCACAGCUGUACUGGAUAAAAGCACCGUAGAUGUGGAGCAUUUUGAGUCAAAUCACCGCACACAAUCACAGUCCGACAGUUGGUCACUCUAUCAAAUGGGGAAGAGGUUGAAAAAAAAUGGACGAAUUAGUAAAAAACAUUUUCUUGACUCUUUUGAAGAGGUCUGCAAAGCAGGUAAACCAUCUAGCAGCCAGGCGUGGCUUCUCUUGCAGGCAUGCGGGUCUUUAAUGCCUGGGGUACCUCCUGCAGAAAGAACAGAAAUUGCAGACAGCGUCUGGAACAAGAUGAAAGAAUUGGGUGUUGUCUUCAAUGAAACCCAUUACAACAUGUUGUUAAGAAAAUACAUUGAAAAUGAACACACAUUCUCACCUACUGAAUUCCUUGCUGGUAUGGAGGCUGCCAAAGUACAGCCAAAUCAGUCUACAUAUGAAGCACUGAUUGCAGCUUACUGCAAGGACGGAGAUAUUGAAGGAGCAAGCAAAAUUCUGGGUUUCAUGAAGAGUACCAAACUCCCAAUCACAGAGGACGUUUUCAGUUCCCUGAUCACAGGACAUGCAAGAGCUGGAGAUAUGGAAAAUGCUAAGAACAUCCUGUCUGUCAUGGAGGGAUCAGGGUUAAUGCCUGGAAAAAGCGCAUAUGUAGCAUUGCUUCAUGCAUAUGCUGAAAAAGGAGAUGUCGAAGGCAUCAAGCAGACUCUGGAAGACUGUAAACUGAACCUGUCAGAAACGGUGUACUUGAAGUUGAUAUAUUCUCUUGCAAGGGCCGGUCACUCUCAGCUGGUGCCAGAUAUCUUUGAACGUAUGCAGGCUUGCAAAGGGUAUUUGCAAGACGUGAUGAAUCUUUGUUUGAUGUUACUGACUCAAGGCUAUGGAGAUACAGCAGUACUGGUAGCAAAGAGGUUUGUUCCCCUCCACGAGUUGGAUAGCGAUCUCAGUCAUCAGCGGGGCAACUUUUUUCUACGGCAUUGCGUUCAUUUAAACAUGCCUGCCAACAUCAUAAAGAAAUAUGCCUCUGAACUGCAAGAAUCUGAUUUGCACAACACUCCCCUGCAGUUUGCUUUACUUUGUGCUUUGGAAUAUGAUAAAAAAGACAUGGCACUUGAGCUUAUGAGAACCAUGAAAGAAGAAAGAUUACCUUUAAGACCGCACUACUGCUGGCCUCUGCUAGCUUCGUUCAACAAUGAGAAUGAUAUACAAGGUGUUCUUCAGGUUCUCAAAGCGAUGCAUGAGAUGGGUGUGAAACUUGACUUCAAUACCUUUAGGUUGUAUGUUGCUAAAUUGUUUGGAAAUGUUGAAUCUCCCGAAUCCUUACUGGAGUCUGCUCACACUGUUCCAGCUUAUUCAAAUGCAGUGUUUCGAAAACCCAGAAGUUCGGGGAACGGGAGCAUCGAUUCAGGGACCAGCGACACCAACGACAUGGGCAACUGCAGCGACGGGCCUACGGACGGGGGGCGGUGCCUGCUGGGGUCUCCUUCCUUGCCCUGGGUUCUGGUGGCAUAUUUUUUUGCCGGGGACAUGGACUGUGGGGACAAACUGGACGCAGUGCCCUGUGAGGGCUGCGGCCUCUCUUCAGGGACCUCUCCCACACCCCCCUUUGCGCAGCCUGUGCUUCUGCGCCCCUAUCCCAGUCUCCCUUGGUGUCUGCGGGGUCUUUGGGGGGGGUCCACUGGCGCUAUGUUGUCCUUGGAGGCCUUUUCCUCCACCAUGGACAGUUUUGUGUCCCGUAUGGAGCACGCGCUGACGCAGCGCCCCCCACGGAAGCGCGCUUUGCCGGCCCCCUUAUCGGUCCUUUCUGGGGAUUCUGAGGAAGAAGGGGGAAUUUCUGCUGCGGCCGCGCAGCAUGAUCAGGGGGACUCCUCUCAGGCGGAGUCUGGUAGUGAAGACGAGUCGGGGACCGCCCUUAUGGUCCAGGAGCGUGAAUUGGUCACGGCUUUGGUUGGCGCUGUGCGGGAAACGUUAAAAAUUGAGGAGACUCCGAGUUCUUCGGCGCUCCCGAGUUGGAAGCGCCCGAGCAAGUCGUUUACCGUUCCAAAACGCUUCCUGUCUAAGUGGUCUACUCCCCCCGCUGUGGAUCCGCCGGUUUCUCGCCUGAACAAGGCUACGGUUAUCCCGGUGGAGGAUUCGCCUUCCUUUCGGGAUCCCUCGGAUAGGAAGGCGGAGGCGGUGGCGCAUUCUGUUGGCUAUUUUCUGCGUUGCUUGAUUGGCAGCAUGAGUGACUCAGAGGUACAAGCCAAAGAAGAAUGCCUGAAACAAUACUUCCAUCAGCUUGAGGAGAUGGGUGUUAAUGACUUGACUGAUACGGCUGGGAGCGUCUACAAAAUGGAAGAGCAAAUAGAAACAAAUAUAAAGCAUAUUCAAUCUUCUAAGCUGAAGUUUAAGGAUCUACUUGAUAAACUAGUUGCAGCACAGGAUGUAGAGAAAGCUCUGGAGUUGACAUCGAAGGAUGGCAGUCAUUUCAAUUUUGGCAUGUAUAUGACAGUCCUGCAAUUGUGCUGUGAUCAGAACAGGCCAAAAGAAGCACUACAACUGAAAGAGGAAAUAGGCCAAAGAGGUUUUACUCAACAUCCUUCAGUAUCCAAGUACCUGAGCCUUGUUAAGGUGCUGGCAUUGAAUGGUUUUGUAGAAGAUGCUAUUAACGUUCUAACGGAGAUGCAUGAGAGGCAUGUGGCUGUCAGCAAAUUCUUCGAUAAAUCGUUCUUUCAUAUCCUCAACCAGUUGGCCAUAAAAGAUGACGUUGACGCUGUCAACCGGUUACACGAGCAUAUUGUGACGCUCAACUUGGCUAAACCAACAGCCAACCUUUGUACCCCGUUGGUGAAGGUACACUUAAAUCGGAACGAACUCUUGCCUGCUUUAGAAGCAAUGCUGGAAUGUCAAAAGAAGUACAAUUGCUGUCCAAUGGAGUAUGAAAUGCUGUUGAAGUUGAUAGAGACGGGAGAAACAACCCUUCUAAAGAAAGCUGUGGAUGGCAUAAGUGACGCUUUGGGGGAAAGGCAAAUGCUCCUCACCCUUUUAUUUGCCUUCAUCGAAACAGGAAAAUACGCGGAGGCCCAGAAGAUUGUGGAGACUCCUGGCUUAAGAUCCAUUCCAAAGAAGGUAACCUGGGUCCUUGAAAGAUUCAAGAAGAUGAACAAGGUGGAAUCGUUGGAAAAAUGUGUGGAGAUCACGCGAGUUCUCUUUGACUGUAACAGGGAAGACAUGUAUUUUCAACUGCUAAGCCUGUAUGGUAAAAAUAAUGAUUGGACUAAGGCAGUACCACUCUGGCACAAAAUGAAGGAGGAGGAAAUCCCAAUGAAGGAAAGAACCUUGAGGGUUUUCAAAAACAUUUUUCGUGAAAAUGAUCAAAACAUUUCUACUCACAUCCCAGAGUUUCGGGAAAAAAGUGGUAAAGCAAAACAACCAGACCUUGAUGAAAUGAGCAGGAGAGUGGAGGAUUUUUGCCAGAACAAAAUGAUUACAGAGGCGUACAAUGUGUUUCUGGAGGCUGAGCAGAACAAUCAACGUCUUUGCAAAUCCUCAUACUCAAGGCUUUCUAAGGGACUGCUGUAUGCUGACCUGUUUGAAGAUGCAUGGAAAGUAGACGAAGUCGCCAAGAGCCACUUCAAUGACUCCACCAUGGAUAAUCUUUUCUUCAAUCGCUUUCUGGCAUAUCAAGUUAGGCGGGACUGUUUGAAAGAUGCGCUACGCACCCUAGAGAGGAUGCUCAAGCAUGGCAGUGUGCCCAACCAAACCGUGUUAGAUAAACUCCGCGAAGCUUUGGCCCUGAACGGAGAUAUGGACAGCCUGGAAAAAAUGGAAGAGAUAACCAGCGACCUCAAAGAAACAUUUCCCAGAAUGGAAAGGGCAUUCUACAACGCUAAACUGUUGUUUCACUUCAAAAAUGGAAACUUUGAAGAAGCCAUCUCAAUGAUUGAAUCGCUAUGUUCAAAGGAGCCAAAUACCUCUAUAUAUUACCUGUCAUUGACACUGGUGAAAAACAACAUGACUGAAGCGCUGGAAAAAUUGAGCAUUGUUGCAGAGAUGUUUGCCAAUCAAUUCUCAAUAUACCGCCCAGUCACAGAUUUGUUUAUUGUGUUUGCCAAAUCAGGAAAAGUGGAAGAAGCCAAACGGUUAUUAGAGAAAAACCAGAUUUCCCAGCUGCUAGAUGUAUUGGGGGAUCCUCUUUACAAACACAUUGGGUACAACAGCCUGAUGAAACAAUACAUCUCCACCAACAAAUUAAGCGAUGCAGUCGAUUUGUACGACAGAAUGAAAGCCGAACAGAUAGAGCCAGUUGAAGACCACUUGAAACAAUUGGCAGUCCUUCUAAGAGAGGCAGACAAGCCUGUCCCUUUCCCCGAACCCCAAGUGAGUGCUUUCCAAUUAUACACACCUCUAAAGAUUGUAUGCCAAUGUUCUUCCUCUUCAUAAUAGACUGUUGCUCUCUCUAAAAAGAGAAUAAAAAAAAAAAAAGUUGUCUACUUAAUUACACGGGGAUUAAAUCUUGAGCGCGAUUUCUCUAUGGGAUGUGUUCAUGUGAAGUGUUGGCAGCUCAGCGCUGCAGGAUUAAUUUAGUUAUACUCCCGGGAGUAGAUAACCUUCGCUGGAUUAUUGUGUUAAAAGCAUCAGAUACGAUCAGCCCCACAUCUGCAGGUCAUAUUGAAGGUAACGCUUCACCCACAAUCCACUGGGGCAGCUAUCUCCAUGUUGUGCUGCUUGAAAGGUGAUUUUAAUCCCUUAUUUUUAUUGACCACUAAUUGUUUUUUCGCUUUUCUUCUUUUCUACAAAAC